Messenger RNA from Pundamilia nyererei, 1598 nucleotides. RefSeq names its product tripartite motif-containing protein 47-like. Gene Ontology annotation, molecular function: zinc ion binding. The record is from RefSeq and is a predicted model, not a curated record. Bases 36 to 1598 code for a protein of 520 amino acids. The transcript has 8 exons. NCBI's taxonomy places the organism in Eukaryota, Metazoa, Chordata, Actinopteri, Cichliformes, Cichlidae.
GUCCAGUUCUGUUUCUUAAUAAUACCGCAACUAAAAUGUCUUGCAAGCAGCAAAGUCAGCAAGAUGAGCCACAUGGAGUUGACCUGGACUGCAUUCAGUUUUCCUGUUCAGUGUGUUUGGAUCUUCUGAAAGAACCCGUCACCAUUUAUUGUGGACACAGUUAUUGUAAAAGCUGCAUUGAGCAUUGCUGGGAUGGAGAGGAGGAGAAGGGUGAAUACAGCUGUCCUCAGUGCAGGGAGACAUUCAGCCAUCGGCCUGUUCUCAGGAGGAACAACAUGCUGGCUGAGGUUGUGAAUAAGCUAAAGAGCACUAAGUUAACAUGUCCUUCUCUGGUCUAUGCCAGCCCAACUGAUGUUGCCUGUGACUUUUGCUGUGGGAUCAGAAUCAAAGCCACCAUGUCAUGUUUGACCUGCUUGGCAUCUUACUGUCCCACUCACCUCGAGCCUCACUACAGUGUUGCUGUGUUGAAGAAGCACGAGCUGGCGGCAGCUACAGUGUCAAUACAGGAGAAAAUGUGCACGAAGCACAGCAAGUUAAAGGAGCUCUACUGUGAGCAAGAUGAGCAGCUUGUUUGCUCUUUGUGCACAGUGGAUGAGCACAAGGGCCACGGAUGUGUUUCCGCUUCAGCACUCAAGGAUAAGGCAAAGAAUCAGCUGGCUUUAAAUCAAAGGAAAAUCCAGGACAAAGUCGAAAAGAAAGAGAAGAAGCUGAAAGAACUGAGCCAAGCCAAGGAGAGUCUCAAGAGUUCUGCUCUGAUUUCCCUGAACGACUGUGACAAGAUCUUCGAUGAGCUCAUCUCUUCCAUGCAAAGAAAACAGAGUGAGGUGAAGCAGCUGAUUAAAGCCCAAGAAAAAACUGCCACCGCUCAGGUGGAGGACCACCAGUCUCAGUUGAAGGAGGAGAUUACAAAGCUGAAGAGAACGUACGCUGAACUGGAAAAAGCUUCGGAUGCAGAUGACCUCAUAUAUCUGAUGCAGCAUCUCUCCACUUCCUGGGAUUCUCCAGAUGGCUCACCUGGAGCUCCUCCUCAACGCUCCUUUAAAGACAUAAGCAAGUGUUUGUCUGAGCUCAAAGAUAAACUGGAAAUGUCACUGAAAGAAACAUGGCCCAGGAUCUCAGCCACAGUUUCAUAUGUUGACUUCUCACUACCUCCGGCCCCCAGCAGCAGAGAAGAGUUUUUACGUUAUGUUUAUCCCCUCACACUGGAUGGGACCUCAAACUAUCAUUAUCUCCACCUGAUAUGCGAGAAUCGCAGGAUGAGGCCUUCACCCGGCCAGGCUUCAGCGCAUCUGGACAGGUUCACUAAAUUUCCCCAGGUGCUGUGCAGAGAGGGUUUGUUCGACCGGUGUUACUGGGAGGUAGAGGGACAUGCUCGCACUCUGUCUGUAGCAGUGGCUUAUAAAAACAUCAGUCGGACAUCAGAUGAGUCACAGUUUGGCAAAAAUGACAAGUCCUGGAGUUUAGAUUGCACUGCAGAUGGCUUUUUAUUCUGUCACAAUAAUGUAGAAACCAAGGUGCCCGGCUCUGGUCUCUGCAAGAUUGGAGUCUUCCUGGAUUAUAAAGCAGGUAACGAAGUGAUUUUUCAAGACUAUCUUUAA